Messenger RNA from Trypanosoma grayi, 342 nucleotides. RefSeq lists its product as hypothetical. The annotation marks the transcript as partial. The transcript has a single exon. NCBI's taxonomy places the organism in Eukaryota, Euglenozoa, Kinetoplastea, Trypanosomatida, Trypanosomatidae. The record is from RefSeq and is a predicted model, not a curated record.
AUGUAUAUAUUUCAAGGGCUGCUUGUUUCUUUCGUUUCAUUCCUUGUGUUAAAGCUACGCUUCUACUUUCCACGUUUCUCCGCACUUGAGGCAGCGCACGAUGACGGCCAUGUUAUCAUGGGCCUGCACCGAGUAUUCGUUGGCGACCGCCUCACGAGCGCCGCAGCUGGGACACGCGUGCAGUGUCGUGACGUUCCCGAAGGUGCUGCCGUCCGCCAGAGGCGACUCCGGCUCCGUGACGGACAGACUCAGGCGGCGGUCGCGGCCGCUGCCUGCUCCGUCCACGCUGGCACGGCGCUGCAGACGCAGCAGCAACUUGCGUGGGUCGGUGGCGUUGGCCAC